This is a messenger RNA of Xyrichtys novacula (pearly razorfish), 8860 nucleotides long. The record is from the annotation of a GenBank genome assembly. Lineage: Eukaryota; Metazoa; Chordata; Actinopteri; Labriformes; Labridae.
ACAGACGGACAGGAGGACCCUGAAGGGCUCUCCGUUUGUUUGUGCGCGGUCACGUGAUUAACGCGUCCUCCUCUGUUCUGGUUGAAACCGACGGAAAGCUGCUGGAGGUCUGUCGCCGUCCUGCGGGGAGACAGACACCCUUCAGCCGCCGCACAGUGAGCGUUUCACCCACACUCAGCUCCACACUUUGAUCCCGGUAUGUCCACUUUCUGUGUGCUGAGGACUCGCUGCUUCCUCCGGCAGGUCUCUCCCGGCCUGCGCGCCGCCGCCGCCAUGCACAGACACUACAGCCUGGACGUCUCCGCGCCGUUACUGCGGACAGACAGCUACGUUAACGGGCACUGGGUCCCCGCAGCCUCGGUGUUUCCCGUCCUGGAUCCGGCCACGGGAAAGGAGAUAGCCCGGGUGUCAGACUGUGGCCCAGCGGAGGCCAAGCAGGCUGUGGACGCUGCAUACAAGGCGUUUCAUUCCUGGAAGCAGUACACGGCUAAGGUACUGCCGCCCUCUUCGCGGAACCGAAUUCGCAAAAGCAGUGAAUUAAAAAUAAAUGUUGUAUUUUAGUCACAAAAACAGGAAAACACUCAGAUCAAGUUUUGCAUUAAUUCAGAUAAAAUAAUUAAUUCGGCGUCUGCAGAAUUCACCUCUAACGAAGUGUUGAAAUGAAAUCUCAUGAUUCUGCUGUGCUUCUCAUCGCCUGAGCUGUUCACAAAUAUUAUGAGCAGAAGCAACUUUAAAAUCUUUUUAUUCCAGACAAAUUGCAGAUUGUUAGAUUGUCAUAUUUGUCGAAGAGAUGGGAGUAUCUGGAAGAUUGAAGAAACGUGCAUGACGUGUUGUAAAAUGUUCGUAUAAGUCGUAAAAUAAAAUAGUAUCAAAAUGCAUAUUUUUUAUAAUGGAGUUUGGCGUGCAGUCUGUGAAUGGCAGGCGUAUUUCUGUAACUUAGCAGCUGCGUGUCUGGACUCUUUGAUGAAGUGAAAGCAAACUAGAGCUGAACCUGUUAGAAAUCUAUUCAUUUUAUCCAAUUCAUCAUUUUAACAUUAAAUUUAACAAACUCAUAAAAUCAUUUCUGUGGUAAUUUAAGUUUAUAGAGGCUAAAUAUUAAUUCUUUUCAGACUGAACAAAAUGAAACAAGAACAGUGGCAGUUCUGUGAGAAACACUAUUUUUUAGAUUAAAGUUAGAUAGCUAUGCCAAAGACUAGAAAUAUUUAUAUUUUUAAUUUUCUGCAUUUAAAAUUGAACAAAACUCAUUUUUCAAAGCAGCUCUACUGAUAAUAUGUAUGUAUUCUUAAUCUGUGACAUCAAUCAUGUUGAAAUAUAUAUUUACAUUUAUUGUCAAAAGUUAAAAUGCUACCACCGGUGUUAGUUCUUGUGUCGUAUGUUACUGUGUAAAUGACAGUAGUAGCAGACGUGGGAGUUUGACCUUCAAGUUUCCGUUCAGUAAUCAUCCUGUCUGUCGGGUCAAACAGUAAUUAAACACUCACUGCUCAACCUUCACAGCAGAUAAAGUCCAACUUCGAUUGGCAGCCAGAGAUGAAGUUUUCUCUCCGAGCAGAUUUACAAACUUUUCAUGAGUGAAAAAAUAAUGAUUUCAUUGGAACAUGACUCCACAGGACCAUCGUGGUGUUCACGUAGUGAUGGAUUCAUCAGAGAAGAACAGGACAUGUAACAGCCCUGAAAAACACCUGUAGUAUCAUCAUCAUCAUCAUCAUCAUCCAGUUUUCUGUUCAUGAGUCUGUGGAGAGUCUCAGUUUCUCUGUAACUCUGGUUUCCUGUUCAUCACUCAGAUCAGUGUCUCAGUGUUGAUGUUGAAUUGUUCUCGACCUUCAUGCAGAUAUCUUUUCAUACAGAGACACAGAUCCUCCUCAGGUUAUACUUGGAUGUAGAAAACCUAACACUGUCAUAGUUGUAGAAGCUGCUGUCAUACGGUCAGUUUGAAUGACAGCUGUGGUUUGAUGGCGGGGGUCAAAGUGACCUUAAAAUGACCUUUAAGGACCCCGUCUGUGUAGAGCUGAAGAGUCCACUUCCACUCUGUCGAAUAUUAAUCUGAUAUUUUCAAAUCUCACAGAAACCACGAUAAUCCGUCACUCUUCACAGGAAGCAGCUCGUGCCAAGUUUCUCCAAACUUUAACUCUGAAUCAAAACAACAACAAACACGAUGAAAUCUGUGACCCUGACUCUCUGAUGUGAUCUGAUUGGUCGUCCUGCAGGAGCGGAGCGUCCUGCUGAGGAAGUGGUUCGACCUGGUGACUCAGCACAAAGAGGACCUGGCCAAGCUGAUCACGUUUGAGAGCGUGAGUAUCCGAGGUCGAAACACUCCGCUCUGAGAUACCUGAUUUUAAAGCUGCUACUAAAGUGUGUGUGCGUGUGUGUGUGUGUGUGUGUGUGUGCGUGUGUGUUACAGGGAAAGCCCCUGAAGGAGUCUCUCGGGGAGAUCGCGUACUCUGCCUCCUUCCUGGAGUGGUUCUCUGAGGAGGCUCGGCGAGUUUACGGAGACAUCGUCCCAUCGCCCGCCAAAGAUCGAAAAAUCCUCCUCCUCAAACAGCCUGUGGGCGUGGCCUCCAUCAUCACGCCGGUGAGCAGCCAAUCAGAUCUAUUUAGACCCUUUAGACGCUCUUUUAGUCCAAUCAGAGUCUCUGUUUCAGUAUUAACAAAGUUUCCUGAAACGGCACAAACACGACUCAGGGGUCAUGGUCAUUAGGUUUACUGGCAGGAAGUGGAUUCGUAGUUAUCGCUCAAUCAGGAGGCGUAACUACGCCAGGAGGCAGAAAGCCGUCUUCAGCUCAUUUCUGUUCGUCCAGCUACGAGAAAUUUGAUUUGAUGUGAUUCAGGUGAAAAAAACGUGUUUCUAUGAAGUUUAAAAGUCAAUUCUUCGUUAAAAUAACUCGAUCAUUCGCUGAGGUGACAACAUGCAGGGCUCACCUGUCGCUCGAGGUUCAUUUCUGCCGUAACAUUUACAGCUGAACAUUUAAACAUGGGGCUCUUUGGCUGUUGACUCACUUUUGGACAGCCCCCAGUGGCCGUGAGGUGAACUGCAGUUUUCAACACUUUGCCUUUUCGUUCUGGAGUAAAACGUCUCGGUAACUUCCAGCUCCAGUUAAGUUUUAAUUAUCCGUCUAAAAACAACGAAGAAGAAAUCGUGACGAGGCAGAAACCCGAAGUGUUGAAGCUCCGAUGAGAGACAUGAACUCGUGUUUUUCCACAGUGGAACUUCCCCAGCGCCAUGAUCACCAGGAAGGUCGGCGCCGCUCUGGCUGUCGGCUGCACGGUGGUGGUCAAACCGGCGGAGGACACGCCGCUGUCAGCGCUCGCUCUGGCUGAGGUCAGGACCCUCUGCUUCUCUUUUAAUCCCUGUGUUUUUUUCUGAUGACACUCAAAGUCUCCGGUCUGAUUGACAGCUGGCCGAGCAGGCGGGGAUCCCGGCGGGGGUCUUUAACGUGGUCCCGUGUUCCAGAGAGAAGACCCCGUCAGUCGGGGAGGUUCUCUGCACCGACCCUCUGGUGGCCAAGAUCUCCUUCACCGGCUCCACCGCCACCGGCAAGGUCAGCUCACAGUAAUACAGCCUGCAGCGCCCCCUGCUGGCUGACUGAGCUUUGACUCAUUUCAUCCAUCUCAGCGGUUAACAGACCCGUGUCCUCUCAGGUGCUGCUCAGAAUGGCGGCUGACACCGUAAAGAAGGCGUCCAUGGAGCUGGGAGGCCACGCCCCCUUUAUCGUGUUUGACAGCGCUGAUGUUGACAAAGCGGUGGCUGGAGCCAUGGCGUCCAAGUUCAGGAACUCUGGACAGGUAACAUGGAGGUCACAGAGAUCAUCCACCUGUCUUCUGUGUCCUCGCUGCUCUUCAUCUUCCUCUUCUUCUCCCUCAGACCUGCGUCUGCUCAAACCGCUUCCUGGUGCAGAGCGGGAUCCACGACCGCUUCAUGGAGAAACUGGGUCAGGCGAUGGACGCUGAGCUCCGUCUGGGUCACGGUUUGGAGCCCAACACCACGCAGGGGCCGCUCAUCAACUCCAGAGCUGCAGAGAAGGUCUGAGUCAGAGUCUGCGUCCGACGUUUUCAGACUCCUGAAUUAAUUUUUGUUAAAAUGAAGAAGAAAUGAAAUCAAAAGUUCUGUUGAACCCUCCGCUCUGGUUUUUAUCCAUCAGAGUCCGGAUGUCACAGUCCUCAGUAUCUCCAGCCUCUCUCUGUCCCUCAGGUCGCUCAUCAGGUAUCGGACGCCGUGACCCGGGGGGCGAAGGUGGUGAGAGGCGGGAAGCGUCUGGAAGGUUCCUUCAUGGAGCCGACUCUGCUGGCCGACGUCACCACAGACAUGCUGUGUACCCGUGAGGAGACGUUCGGCCCGCUGCUGCCCGUCAUCAGGUCAGCACCAAGAACCUUCUGGGAUUGUUGGACAUGUUGGUGUGACGUUUGUGUUCUCCUCUAAAAUGAUCCAAAGUCACCCUGAAGGUUCUUCUCAUGAUGGUCACGGGUGCAGCCGUGAUUCAUCUAACAGUGACGGUCUCAUGGACGUGACUCCAAGAUCAGCUACUACUAACCCUACUACUACUACUACUACUACUACUACUAACCCUAUUUCUACUUCUACUAACCCUACUUCUACUACUACUACUACUAACCCUACUACUACUACUACUACUACUACUACUACUACUACUACUAACUACUACUACUACUACUACUAACCUACUACUACUACUACUAACCCUACUACUACUACUACUACUAACCCUACUACUACUACUACUAACCCUACUACUACUACUACUAACCCUACUACUACUACUGCUGCUGGCCCUGCUGCUGCUGCUGGCCUGCUGCUGCUGCUGCUGCUGCUGCUGCUGCUGCUGCUGCUGGCCCUGCUGCUGCUGCUGCUGCUGCUGGCCCUGCUGCUGCUGCUGCUGGCCCUGCUGCUGCUGCUGGCCUGCUGCUGCUGCUGCUGGCCCUGCUGCUGCUGCUGCUGCUGCUGCUGGCCCUGCUGCUGCUGCUGCUGCUGCUGGCCCUGCUGCUGCUGCUGCUGGCCCUGCUGCUGCUGCUGGCCCUGCUGCUGCUGCUGCUGCUGCUGGCCCUGCUGCUGCUGCUGCUGGCCCUGCUGCUGCUGCUGCUGCUGCUGGCGCUGCUGCUGCUGCUGGCCCUGCUGCUGCUGCUGCUGGCCCUGCUGCUGCUGCUGGCCUGCUGCUGCUGCUGCUGCUGCUGGCCCUGCUGCUGCUGCUGGCCCUGCUGCUGCUGCUGCUGCUGGCCCUGCUGCUGCUGCUGCUGCUGGCCCUGCUGCUGCUGCUGCUGGCCCUGCUGCUGCUGCUGCUGGCCCUGGCUGCUGCUGCUGCUGCUGCUGCUGGCUGCUGCUGCUGCUGCUGCUGCUGGCCCUGCUGCUGCUGCUGCUGCUGGCCCUGCUGCUGCUGCUGCUGGCCCUGCUGCUGCUGCUGGCCCUGCUGCUGCUGCUGCUGCUGCUGGCCCUGCUGCUGCUGCUGCCCUGCUGCUGCUGCUGCUGCUGGCCCUGCUGCUGCUGCUGCUGCUGCUGGCCCUGCUGCUGCUGCUGCUGGCCCUGCUGCUGCUGCUGCUGCUGGCCCUGCUGCUGCUGCUGGCUGCUGCUGCUGCUGCUGCUGCUGCUGGCCCUGUUGUUGCUGCUGCUGGCCCUGCUGCUGCUGCUGCUGCUGGCCCUGCUGCUGCUGCUGCUGCUGCUGCUGCUGGCCCUGCUGCUGCUGCUGCUGGCCCUGCUGCUACUGCUACUAACCCUACUACUACUACUACUACUAACCCUACUACUACUGCUGCUACCCCUACUACUACUACUAACCCUACUACUUCUACUAACCCUGCUACUACUACUACUAACCCCUACUACUACUACUAACCCUACUACUACUACUAACCCUACUACUAAGAUCUGCUUCAAUAGUUAAUAUGGACUAAAAAAAUGAUUUUAAUAUAGAAACUAACAGAGUUUAGGACUCAAAGUCCUGCUGUAAUAUUGAAUAAUUACGACAGAGUGUUAGGUCCACUUUAAGAAGAAAACAAAAGUCAAGACCUCAAGAUUAAAGUCUUCAACUUACGAGAAUAAAGUGGUAAUAAAAUCAUUUCUCAGGAGAAUAAAGUGUUAAAGUAAAUUUGGUCUUAAAGCUGCUUCAGUGGAGGAGGAGACGUCUGAUCUGGUCACCUGCAGAGUUCAUCAGCAGGUCGAUCAGAGAGUUUUUGUGGUUUUCUAAGAAAUAAUCCGACUGAUGAUCAAUAUUUACGAUCCAGAGGGAGUCGAGCUCCGACGUGUCGGCACAACACCGACAGUAACCUCCACCUGCAGAGGCACCGAGUACAGAUUCAUACCAUAAACUAAAGUUAUAAACGGCUGCACUGAGGGACUGAAGCUCUGCACAGACACUUACAGACAUUUACAGACACUUACAGACAUUUACAGACAUUUACAGACAUCUACAGACACUUACAGACAUUUACAGACACUUACAGACAUUUACAGACACUUACAGACAUCUACAGACAUUUACAGACAUUUACAGACAUUUACAGACAUUUACAGACAUCUACAGACACUUACAGACACUUACAGACACUUACAGACAUUUACAGACACUUACAGACACUUCCCCCUCCUCAAAACCAGAGAUUCUCUACAGGUCCUCCUGGUUCUUUCUGCAGAAAAGUUGAAUUUCUUCAUUUGUCCUGAUCCGUCUGAUGAUGUGAUGCUGAAACACCAAAGAUUCAGAAUCUCCUUGUUUGUAAAACUGAGUUACUGAAGUUUAAUUCAUGGAAAUGCUCCACAGCGCUCAUUUCAACACCAGGUUAGAAUAUUAACUACGACUUUAUUUACAUAAGAAAUGAUUUUAUCAUGACCAUAUUCUCAUAAUCAUGAAGUCUUAAAUGUCCUUUUCUCUGACUGUGGCCCUCACUCCCUCAGAAAUACAGGAGCUGCAGUUUUUCGCUGGUUUUCAGGGUUUUUCUGUUUCGCAGGUUUAACACCGAGGACGAGGCUCUGGCUGUCGCUAACGCCUCGAAUGUUGGGCUGGCAGGUGAGUUCAUCUGUUUUUAAGAUUCUCACCUCGUGUUGACUAACCUCGACUUCACCGCAGCCUGACCCCUUUAAAGAGGACGUGUGAUUUUACUGUGAACACGAACCUUCCCUCCUAUAAAUAGUUGAAUUUGCUCUGAAGUUCAACUAUCGACUCAGAAGGAAGAAAAUCCUCAAACUCAUGAAACUCGAACCCGUCUGUUCGUUUCAAACCCUGACCAGCUUCAUUUCUCCAUCUUUAGGUUAUAUGUUUUCCCAGGAUGUGAGUCAGAUCUGGCGGGUGGCGGAGGCCUUGGAGGUCGGGAUAGUCGGCGUCAAUGAGGGUCUGCUGUCCACUCCAGAGGCCACGUUUGGCGGGGUCAAACAGUCCGGUCUGGGCCGUGAAGGAUCCAAGUACGGCAUCGACGAGUAUCUGGAAGUCAAGUAUAUGUGUUUCGGAGGUCUGAAGCCCUAAAAGAUGACGGCUCUCAAAUGUGCAGAAAUGGUCCAAUCAGCUCGUAGAUGUGGAGCUCGGGUCAAAUACUGACGACAGAGAGAAAAGUGUAGAAAAGUAGUCGAUUAACUUUUUAAAAUCUGCAAUAUAUUUCGUGUCCCUUUCUGGCAUGAUUGUGUAGCAGCCAGGAGGGGGCAGCACUGAUGAAACAGGGUCCUUUGAUUUUCAUUAUCAAACGUUUAAACUGAGAAUAUUCUGAACUACAGGACGUCCCAGCGGCUCCACAGUCAUCAGCUUUAUUUCUAGAACAAAAGAGACGAUAAACUCUCCGGACACUUCGCACAGAAAAAUGUCAAAACUCCCACAGAACCAGAAACUCAAAGACUGACACGCCUGCUGUGCUUAGUUACGGUUGCUAGGCUGUGAUUGGCUGGUUGCUGCGGUGUGGUGUUCUUGUAAACAUUACGGAACAUUUGUCCGCUCUCUCUGCGCUGUCUGACGUUUUUAUUUCUAUCAAACUCUAAAUUCCUGUAGGUUUAUUUUAACUGACAUAGCAGGAGCUUUAAACUGCGACAGAGAAAAAUUCACACAGAACAGAUUCAUUUAAGUCUGAAUUCACAUCCUAAAUGUUCAGUCCCUGGAUGUUCUCUCAGUUUCUAUGACUCUCUGUAAGGUGGCGUGGAUGAAGUUAGUUCAGAUAAAAUCCCCUUUUAAAAAAAAGCACAAACCCUUUUCUAGAUUUACUGACGUUGUUGGUGUGUUUUUGAUAUUCAGAUCCUCCGUCUGCUGCUGGCGUGUUCAGACUGACUCUGUGGAAUAAUUCAUGGAGGACAGUUCGGCAGUUAUUAAUCAUUUACAGCAGGAUUCUGAGCUGUGUUUGAGCUGAUUUAGACAAAUUUCAGUCCAAUCAAUAAAUAAAUGUGUAAAUAAAUACAGAGACCUGAUGUUGACCACGCAUGUCUGCAUGCCUCUGAUUGGUGGAGGAAAAUGAUGUCAUCCUUUUGUGUAAGACGACAGAAGCUCAGACCGCAGGGAGGAUUCGAGUUCGAUCUCUGAGCCGGAGGAAUAAAGUUCAAUGGUGUUGCCAAUCUAUAAAGUGCCAUAUUGAUUGUUUGAUUUGUUGUUCAUGUCUCUGCUGCCCUCUGGUGGUUCGUAGUGAUAAAUGUGCUGUUGAGACCUGCUGACCCUCACAGGACGAUAUUUCUGACUGAACCUUCAGAAAUGAAGACUGAGGGUUUUUAGAUGUCAGCAUCUUUUCUAUAAUCCAGUAUCAGUCUUUGAAAUUGUUCGGCUCAUUGUGUUUCUAAUGUCAAGUUUGUCUUAAUUGUAAUAUACUGCUGUAGUUAAUUUAAAGAGAGGAUAACUUUUAUAUUUCUGAGCUCAGAUGUUCAUGAAGAAUUAAAGCAGAAAUUCUAAUAUGA